This is a messenger RNA of Bactrocera oleae (olive fruit fly), 3982 nucleotides long. RefSeq names its product serine-rich adhesin for platelets. Lineage: Eukaryota; Metazoa; Arthropoda; Insecta; Diptera; Tephritidae. The record is from RefSeq and is a predicted model, not a curated record.
AAUUGAGUACGCAAUAUUCUCAUAAAAAUAUGAAUAAUUUGCACAAGCAAAACAAAAACAUGAGAAGAGUAAAAGUAACAAAAAAUGUUUCUAGGGAAUACGCCGUCGUUAAAGAGAACUAUAGGUGGAAGAAAGGAAAUAGAGCAAAAAAUUUAUGUCGUAUUCAUUAAUGAAAUAAACAGAUUUAAUAAGCUCUCGGUUACUAAUUUUGUACAGAAGCAUUUAGCCGAAACAUUUCACUAACUCAGAAGUGCGCGAUCUGUCUUUGAAUGAGGAUCUUAUUGUAAAUGGCUGCGUCGCGGACGAACUGAAUAAUACGCGUUUUAAUCUCAAAUCUGUUGUACUUUCCGCUCAGGAAAUGUCCAUUUUAAAUGUAGAUACAUAGUUGCCGACUGAAUUGACUUCGUCGAUUGUUACGAACAAAUACCCUCAUCCAAACACGGAGCAGUGCAUGUGUAUAAUGGGUCGCAAUAUAUAAAAGCUGAAAACAUUUUCGUGGUUGUAUAUAGUGACGUUAGUGAUAUUCUCCUAAUAAAUGGAGCAGUGCAGAAAUCUUUAACUAAAUCACAACAUUUGAUUGAAGCUAAUUAUUUAGUUGAAGAUGCUACCAUUGCAAUGACCCUAACAAAAGUUGAGGAACAAACAAAAAAAUCUACUGAUAGUGCUUCAUAUCAGUUGGAUCUGAAUUUGAACUCAUUUUACAAUCAAGGAUUCUCCAAUGAAAUGAAAUUCAAAAUGAAUGAUAGUACCAAUAAUAAGACGAAUGUUAUGAUGAGAACAUUAGACGGUAAAAUUCAAGAUGAAAAUGAGCUAAAGCCGAUGGCCGUACCGAUUGGCAGUGGCGUUUUAUCGGCAGCGGUGGAUAUAUCGAAAUUGGCCAAUUUCGGGAAGCCGCGACGAGAAAGUAGUUCGUUAAACCUUUCUCGGUCUUGCGUAUCUCUUGAUGCACAUAGUUCAGUGUUACCUUCACGUACAAUUCUUCGGCGGCAGAGGCGCUUACAAUCCCAGGAUACAGAAGACAAGCAAGAGGAUUCAAUCGAUAGGUUGAAUCGUUUGCGAGCCCGAAUAUCGGGAGCACUAAGUGAAGUGAAGGGGGUAUUAAAGCAUUAUAGCACCGAUGAUGGUGUCGAAACCGAACAACCAAAAAGUAAAACUGACGAUGCCUUAGUAAAAUCCGAGACUCAUCCAACUGUAACCCCAAUGUUAACUACAAAAAAUGAUGCUCCUGUGAGCUUUCGUUUCGUUAAAAGAGUAAGACGACGGAGCACCUUUAGUGAAGAUGAUGUCGGUGAAGUUAAAAAAGAAAUAGUGAAAGAUGUUACAGAAUAUAUACAUAAUGAUGAAACUCAUAGUUGCUUACUUUCAAAAAAAGAUGAAGUAUUAGAAUCAGAUGCAAUACAUAUAAGAGCUGCAGCUUCUUUAAUUCGUCCAGAGAUUAUACUUCAAAAUGACGAUAAAUCAAAUGAAAAAUCUGAUUUCGCAAGACUUUUAUAUGUUAAUAAUGUGAAACAAUGUUCUUCUAAAAAUAUUGGAGAUUACACUAAUAAAUCAAAACAUAAAAAUCAAUUUGAAACUAGUCGUACCGGUACCAAUGAUAACGAUAAAGGAGAUCCUGCUUAUUUGAAUACGUUGGAGCAAAAUAGUAAUAAUGCAUAUCCAAUCGAUAAAAAGUUAAAAAAUUUUGAUUUCGAUGAAAACCAAAUACCAGUAAAAGAAAUUGAAAAUCAUCUAAAAAGUUUUGUAAAAUCAAAAUCUGUUACUCGUCGUGCCUCAAUUGCUGCUGUUGAAAGUUCCCGUAUUGAUCAACCAAUUAAGCAAGCCAUUCCUAUUGCAGUUAAUAUAGAAAGAAGACCUUCUGAUUCUGAGACGGUGAUCAAAAGAAAAUUAAAAACUGCUGGCAACUUUACAUUAAAUGUAAAAGAAAAGGUUACCAAAAUGAAGCGUUUGCCCGUGAAAAAUAAAACCGGUGAAAUAAUGAAGAAUGAAAAGACUCUAGAGAUAAAUCAGUACAAUAAAAGUUCUGAAGAAACUUCUUCAAACUCCACAGAGGAAGCCGCAGUUGUGAAAGCAACAACUAAUGUGUCUGUGCCAGACAACUUAAAUACAUUGUCUACACAAUUAGCUAUUACAAUCGCAAUAGAUGACACAUCAAUAAGUGCCGAAAGGCCAGACGACAUGAAAAGCGAGGCAAUGCAGCCACUAUCAAUGACAACAAACAACUCGUGGCCGACAACGAAUUUCGUCGAUGGGGACGGUGUAAUGGUGACCGCGUUAGUAAAUUCAUUGCAGACUGUCGAAGCAAGUAGUCAUACAAAACACGUAGAGACGCAAUCGUCAAAUGCUCUAAUUGAAAGUGUAAAAGUGGUUAAACCCGUAAUUGAAAAAGUGGAGAAGCACAGCAUAGAUGAUAUUCAAAUAGAAAUUGAGACAACACCAACCUAUUAUGCAGAUACUCAACAACAGUCUAGAGCUGAUGGUAAUUUACAAGUAGUCAAAAAUUUAAAGCUAUUGGAAUGUGUAGAUCAUUUUAAGGAUACUGAACAACUAAAAGUAAAAACUGAAGAGACAGAUUCUAUUUUCAGUGGUAUCAAUAAAUUUCAAAACUCAGAAUCAUCGCCAACGGUCAAUAUUCCAAUUAGCGAUAAAAUGCCAGAGUUAAAAGUAACUCCUAUACCAUUUAAGCCGCUGCAUGUUUUUGCAGACAACAAUGCUGAUAAAAUAAAUAGUCCUACAACGAACCCAACAGUCAAUCAAAUGAUUUGUAAUAUCUCAGUAGAUGAAUCCCCUGAAAUAACGAAAAUGAAUAACAGUUCAAGCACAAAAAUUGAAGAGUCUGAAAAAGUCGAAAUAAGUGACAAUCAGCUUUCGGGUGGCAUUUUAAUUGAGAAUCCAUCAUAUGCAGGUGAAGAAAAUACUUUAAGUAACGCCAUUUCAAUUACAGCAGAGUGUGCUUUUGAGGAGGCUGUUGCUCCACUACAACUCAAAAAGUCACGAAAAGUAAAAAAGAAGGUAAUAAUAAAACGACAGCACCGAAAACUGUCGGUGAGUGAGAACACUUUCUUCAAAGAUACCGAGCAACCAGAUAUUUUACCAGCCGCUACUGAAACUUUAGAAAAAACAAUAGCCUAUGUAACAGAUGAUGAGGACGACAUCGCACUUCAUGAAGUGAAACCCGUCAUGCCCAUAAAAUCUUGCAUGAAGGCACGCGAAUUUCAAGUGGGUGAUUGGGUGAUGUAUGGAGAGCGUUUUCGUAAAACUCAAAUUCGUUGGAAGAGAGGUCAAAUUUCUGAGCGCAUUACAAGUAUUUCUUAUAAAAUUAAUAUCGAUGACAAAGAAGUUUCGGCUCAUAUUAGCUACAUUAAAAAGUAUACUGGCCGACGGGUGAAUUUCGGUGGCAAAGAAUAUCUGGAAAUCGAUUAUGAGCAGAUAGCGGAAGAAGAGCGUCGGGCGCAUUCUUAUAGUAUUUGGAACAUGGUUUAAAGGUCAGGAACCAGAAGUCAUUCAUACAUAUUGUAGAACCAAACUAUUAUAUAAUCGUUGAGACCAAAGACUCCUUACGGACGGAUAUGUAUAUACUGUAAAAAUCUUGUAUAUAUUAUUGCAGAAGAGAAAUGAUAUCACCUUUCCGUUUUAAUUUGUAUUUCUAACGCAUUCAAUUUACGUUAGUGCUUAUUGCCAAAUCGUUUUGUAAAUAGUCUUGUUUUUAUUUCGCAUAAAUUUAAUUUAGAUUGUAGAAUAUAUUUUGUUGUUCAUUUAAUAUUACAAUGCGAUUAUUCAUUCAUCAAUGUAAAUAGUACGUAUUAGUAGGACUUUACAAGUAAUGGAUAUGCGUGCACACAAAGGCCGAAAAUAAAAUAAUCUCUAUUGGAUGAGAAAUGUAGUAUAGUAAAAACCGUAAUUUUUUCAGCUUCAAAAACAAAAAAAAUUCUUGUAAAUAUUAAAGUCUGAAUUUAUGUAAAUAAAAUAUAUUUCAAACAAACAA